Scylla paramamosain (green mud crab) is the source of this 2809-nucleotide messenger RNA. RefSeq names its product flotillin-1-like. Gene Ontology annotation, cellular component: cytoplasmic vesicle; plasma membrane; flotillin complex. Gene Ontology annotation, biological process: positive regulation of cell-cell adhesion mediated by cadherin; positive regulation of endocytosis; regulation of receptor internalization. Bases 159 to 1439 code for a protein of 426 amino acids. The record is from RefSeq and is a predicted model, not a curated record. NCBI's taxonomy places the organism in Eukaryota, Metazoa, Arthropoda, Malacostraca, Decapoda, Portunidae. The transcript has 12 exons.
AAACAUGAGACGGCUCAUGCUGGGCGGGGCCGCUGCAGGCUGUGGCGGAGGAUGUUUUGAUUCAGUAUGACGCAGAAGCCAGUACGGGUUGUACGUAAGGUCCACAGAGGAUAACAAGAAUUCCAUUUUUUUUCCAUUAACGCCAGUGAAUUAACAGGAUGAUACCCAUAUUUCUCACUUGUGGACCCAGUGAGGUCUUAGUGGUGUCAGGCAUUGGGUACAGCCCUCCAGCCAUGAUCACUGGAGGACGGGUACUGGUGGUUCCCUGCCUCAUGAGAUGGAACAGACUGUCCCUGAAUGUGAUGACUAUUCAAAUAGACUCACCUGAUGUAUAUACAAGUCAGGGUGUGGCUCUCAAAGUCUCAGGAGUUGCUCAGGUCAAGAUAAGCACUCAGCACCCAGAAGUGUUGGCAGCUGCUUGUGAACAUUUCCUUGACAAGAAUGAGAGUCAGAUUGAGAGCCUCAUCACAGCAACCUUGGAGGGUCACCAGCGAGGCAUUAUGGGCACCAUGACAGUUGAGGAUAUCUACAGGAACCGGAAGCUGUUUAACCAGCGAGUGUUUGAGGUAGCUUCCAAAGACCUCUACCAGCUUGGCCUUCAUGUCAUAUCAUACACAAUCAGAGAUUUGAGUGACAAAAUGGGUUACCUAGCAGCUUUGGGAAAGGGAAGAACAGCUGAGAUUCAGCGUGAUGCAAGAAUUGGUGAGGCUGAGGCCAAUAGAGAUGCAACAAUUCAGAAAAGUAUAGCAUCAGAGGAACUACUUGCAGCAAAGUUUGCAAAUGACACACUGGUUGCAAAAGCUCAAAGAGAUUUCCAGCUAAAAAAGGCAGCCUAUGAUCAAGAAGUUCGAGCAAGGCAAGCAGAAACUGACUUGGCCUUUGAGCUGCAGUCUUGCAAGGUCAAGCAGAAAAUCAAAGAAGAAGCAAUGGAGACUCAGGUGGUGGAGAGGAAAGCAAAAAUCUUGGUGGAGGAACAAGAAAUUCAGAGAGCUGAGAAAAGGCUGGAGUCAUCAGUUAAGCAGCCUGCAGAAGCAGAAAAAUACAGGAUGGAGACCAUUGCCACUGCCAAGAAGCAGCAACUACUGCUGGAAGCUGAGGCAGCGGCUGAAGCAAAACAGCUGAAGGGAGAAGCGGAGGCAUCAGCCAUAAUGGCAAAGGCAAAUGCUGAAGCUAUACAGAUGCACCACAAAGCUGAGGCAUGGAAGGAAUUUGAAGAUGCAGCCUUGCUCAGCAUGUAUCUGGAGACUUUGCCCAAGAUGAUUAAUGGCAUUAGUAGUGCCCUGUCUAAUGCCAAGUGUGUCAAGAUGGUGUCUUCUGGUGACUCUGGUGUUGGAGCCCAGAAACUGACCAAGGAAGUCAUGGACAUCAGCAGCAGUGUUCCUUCCAUGGUGAAGAACCUGACUGGCAUUGAUCUCUUGAAGAAUCUUCGUUCAGCAUGAAGACAUCAAGGAAGGUACUUAAAUGAGAAAUCAGUGGUAAUGUCCAUGUUUCAGGUGAUAGAAUAUGUACUUUAUUAGUAAACCUGUUAGCUUUGUAUAGUACUAUAAUUUAGUACAACUUGUACAAUUUGGAUAUAGUUAAGGUCUAAAAUCUGACUAAUUAAUACUCUCAUCACUUCUUUUAGUACUCACAAUUACCAGCAUGUUUGCUCAUCUACUUUUCAUCACUAAGGGCUUAAGAUUCACUUUGCCCUUAGGGCACACUGGAUACUCCUGCACAUAGGUAUUUAAGUUUUCACAUGUCUGUUAAGCUUGCACAACCCUUGGUCACUAGAGGUGAGACAUUGUUUGUGUUUUGCGUGUGUAAGAUUAAUCACAUGCUGUUACAGUUCACUAACAAACUUUUAGUCCAUCCUAGCUCGUCAUAGUUCUUUACUACAUUGUCUACACCUAUUCCUACACCUGCACCUUCAUCGUGCUCACAAACAAAGCAGACAUUAUCCUGCAGAAUGCGAGAAACUGGGUCAGUGUGGGCAGGAUCAUGAGGGGCAGUGCCAGGGGCAGCAUUAUGGGUGGUGUCAUGGCUACGACAGAUCCACUGCAUUCCAACCUGGCCAUGUCGCAAGUAUUGGAGAUGUUAUCUGGCGAGUUAGGCAUUUUUAACAUUAUUGGAUAAGACCAAAUGUUACGUAUUAACCAUUUGUAUAAUUUAUUCUUUGAUAUUAUACAUUUAUUGUGCUUUAAUACAUUGUUUCUGUAUUUUGGGUUAAUUCUCAAUUAUAAAAGGUCAGGAAAACAAACUUUCGCAUAUCUAGAAACUCUGCAUAUCCAGCAGGCCAUUGGUUGAAUUAACCUAAAUACAUGAUUAUCUUCUGUACUUUGAUAUCAGUGUAGCAGAAGCUACAGGCAAAUAUACGUACAUAACUAAAUAAAGAAGAAUCUUGGUUCCCUAUGAAUGUGCAAUACAAUACACAUAUUGCAAGCAAAUAUUAAAGGUGCCAAAAUUAUAUGAUAUAUUAUCAUGUGCAUUAUGCCACUUCAGUGAGAAAUCUUCAUUGAUUUGGUCAUAUCUGUAUGUCAGAUAAAUUUUGUAACUAUUUGUUUCCUUUUCAUCUUUUCUCAUCCUUCCUGUUUUGACUUUAAUGACUACACAAGAAACUAUGAUAAGUUGACUCAAGCUUUCAUGUGUCUGAGAAUUUUUAUCAUAUUGUGAAAGAUUUUGCAUUUUCAUCAUAUCUUUAUACUGUACUAUACUUCUAAUGAGUUUUUUAUGCAUAGAUGAUGCAUGCAUGGCUACAUAUUGUACACAUAUGGAUAUGAGUAGAUAUGUAUGACUUCACAUUUAUGAAAAUAGUUAAUGUAGUCCUUCA